AUGCAAAGUGAUCUACACAAAAUCAUCGUCUCACCACAACCACUGACCUCAGAUCAUGUCAAAGUUUUUGUUUAUCAAAUCUUGAGAGGUUUGAAGUACCUUCAUUCGGCGAAUGUUCUGCACCGAGACAUUAAACCUGGCAACCUUUUGGUUAAUAGUAAUUGUAUCCUCAAGAUCUGCGACUUUGGACUGGCACGGAUGUGGGAUUCUCGUGAGCAGCAGAAUAUGACGCAUGAGGUGGUGACCCAGUACUAUCGUUCUCCUGAGCUGUUGAUGGGUGCACGUAAGUAUACGUCUGCAGUUGACGUCUGGUCAGUUGGAUGCAUUUUCGCUGAACUGUUAGGCCGUAGGAUAUUGUUCCAAGCACAAGGACCAAUUGAGCAGUUGAAUAUGAUCAUUGAUCUGUUGGGUACACCAAGCGCCGAUGAGAUGAAGAAUGCUUGUGACGGUGCCCGGAAUCAUGUUCUGCGAUCACCAUACCGACAACCGAACACUAUGCGUCUUUACAGUUUAUCGCAUCAAGCAACACAUGAAGCCGUUCAUCUGCUCAGUUCACUGCUCGUUUUCGAUCCCGACAAGCGAAUAGGCGUUGAGGAUGCGUUGGCUCAUCCCUACUUGGAAGAGGGCCGUAUGCGUUUUCAUUCGUGUAUGUGUACGUGUUGCUAUACGACACCCACAAAUAAUCGUGUCUUCACGAAUUGUUUCGAUCCCACGCACGAGCAGCCUUUCGACCCGAAAUGGGAGAAAGAACUGUCACGAAUGUCGAUGUUCGAUCUACGUGAUCGUAUGUAUAAAUAUGUUACCGAACGGACACCUUUAUACGGUGUUCCACUGUGUAUUAAUCCAAAUUCAGCAGCUUACAAAAAUUUCGCAAGGUAA
Messenger RNA from Anisakis simplex (herring worm), 879 nucleotides. The record is from the annotation of a GenBank genome assembly. NCBI's taxonomy places the organism in Eukaryota, Metazoa, Nematoda, Chromadorea, Rhabditida, Anisakidae.